Oryza brachyantha (malo sina) is the source of this 1278-nucleotide messenger RNA. Its product is annotated as casein kinase II subunit beta-1-like. NCBI's taxonomy places the organism in Eukaryota, Viridiplantae, Streptophyta, Magnoliopsida, Poales, Poaceae. Gene Ontology annotation, molecular function: protein kinase regulator activity. The transcript has 5 exons. Gene Ontology annotation, cellular component: protein kinase CK2 complex; cytoplasm. Bases 191 to 1039 code for a protein of 282 amino acids. The record is from RefSeq and is a predicted model, not a curated record.
UCCCCGCCUCGUCACCGCUCCGAUCUCUCUCUCUCUCUCUCUCUCUCCCUUCUCCUCCUGCGCAGCCAGCCAGCGCAAACCCUAGCUAGCCCCGCUGCCGCCGCCUCGGAGCCCUUCUCCGCGGGGGGGGGGGGGGGGGGGGGGGGGUUGUUGGUGCGGGAGCCGAGCGGGAGGGGUGGGGGUGUAGGGGAUGAGCGGCGCGUACAGGGAUCGCGGGUUCGGCGGCGCGGCGGCGGAGAUGGACCGGAAGCGCAUCAAGGAGGUGCUGGAGAGGCCGUCCCCGUCCACCUCCAGGGGGACGGCGGCGUCGGCCGCCGCGGUGGCGGCCAAGGGGAGGGACCGCCUCGCCGCGGGGAAGCUGCCCGCGUCGCUCGGCGGCAAGGCGGCCGGGAAGGUGUCCGAUAGUGCAGAGGAAUUUGAAACUGACAGUGAAGAUUCAGAUGUCAGUGGUUCUGAGGGAGAGGAUACAUCUUGGAUUUCAUGGUUCUGCAGUUUGCGCGGGAAUGAGUUCUUCUGUGAGAUCGAUGACGAUUAUAUACAGGAUGAUUUCAACCUUUGUGGUCUGAGCAAUCAGGUGCCAUAUUAUGAUUAUGCCCUUGAUCUCAUCUUAGACAUUGAGUCAUCAAAUGGUGACGUGUUCACUGAUGAGCAACAUGAAUUAAUCGAGUCAUCUGCAGAGAUGCUGUAUGGAUUAAUUCAUGCAAGAUACAUCUUAACCAGCAAGGGUCUGGCUGCAAUGUUGGAAAAGUUCAAGAACUAUGACUUUGGAAGAUGCCCUCGAGUAUACUGUUGUGGCCAACCCUGUCUUCCAGCAGGGCAGUCAGAUAUUCCUAGGUCUAGCACAGUGAAGAUAUACUGUCCAAAAUGUGAAGAUUUACACUAUCCAAGAUCCAAGUACCAAGGCAACAUUGAUGGAGCGUACUUUGGAACGACGUUCCCUCAUCUAUUCUUGAUGACCUAUCCACACUUGAAGCCGCAAAAGCCAUCUCAGCAGUAUGUUCCAAAAGUUUUUGGCUUCAAACUUCACAAGCAGUCAUGACAAACAUGUACGAGAAGCUGCUGCUUGUUUUUACCUAGUUUUUAGGGAGAGAACAUUGUGGCCCGAAAAUGAAGCGGUCUGUCGAUGCGAGAACAUAUGAGCUUGAAUCUCGCUGUAAUUGCUGAGCUAACUGUAUCUGCUUUCGGUACUGUUAUUCUGUGAUCCUAGGCUGUCUCACUCUAUCAAGUAUGUCCGUCCGCAUGUUUUCGGGUUAAUAUUAUAUGGAUUUUUUCAGGCUC